AUGGAGAAGCUGGACACCAACAUCUCAGAGGAAGGAAGAUCCUGCCAUCUCUCGGAGCACUACAAGCAAAUCUACCUCUCCCUGACCUACAGCAUCAUCUUUGUGCUGGGGCUGCCCCUGAAUGGCGCCGUCCUGUGGCUCUCCUGGCGCCAAACCAAGCGCUGGGGCUGUGCCACCAUCUACCUGGCGAACCUGAUGGUGGCGGAUCUGCUGUAUAUAUCAACGCUGCCCUUCCUCAUCGUCACCUACUCCCUGGAUGACACCUGGCCCUUCGGGGAGCUGCUCUGCAAGCUGGUGCGCUUCCUGUUCUAUGCCAACCUCUACAGCAGCGUCCUGCUGCUGACCUGCAUCUCCGUGCACCGCUUCCUGGGUGUGUGCCACCCACUGCGCUCGCUGCCCUACCGGACCCGCCGGCACGCCCUGCUGGGCGCCGCCGCCACAUGGGCUGUGGUGGUCAUCCAGCUGCUGCCCACCCUGAUCUUCUCCCACACAGACGACAUCGACGGCCAGAUGAUCUGCUACGACUCGACCAGUGCAGAUCACUUUGACAAGUUUUUCGUCUACAGCAUGGUCCUGAUGUUGUCCAGCUUUGUCGCCCUCCUUGGUCAUCUUGGUGUGCUACUCACUGAUGGUCAGGAGCCUGGCCACGCCAGUGGAGACCCUCACGAGGGUGGGUGGCACAGCCCGGGCCAAGUCCAUCCGGACCAUCCUGCUGGUGUGUGGCCUCUUCACCCUCUGCUUCGUGCCCUUCCACGUCUCACGCUCCCUCUACUUCACGCUCCGCUUCCUGUCCUCAGACAACUGCCAGCUCCUGACGGUGGUCAGCCUGGCCUACAAGGUAUGGAGGCCUCUGGUGAGCCUGAGCAGCUGCCUCAACCCAGUCCUCUACUUUCGUCAGGUGGGAACAGAGUCAGGCUCCUCCAGGAACUGGCACACAAGGUGGGUGAGCACCCAACUGGACCAAGGGACAGAGACCCAGGGGUGGGCAGGUCUGGGUCCUGCCAAGAUGAAGUUCAGGGGGAAAGCUCCAAGAUGCUCACAAUGACUUGUCUGAACAGAGUCACGAGCUAG
Messenger RNA from Capra hircus (goat), 1071 nucleotides. RefSeq names its product P2Y purinoceptor 3-like. NCBI's taxonomy places the organism in Eukaryota, Metazoa, Chordata, Mammalia, Artiodactyla, Bovidae. The record is from RefSeq and is a predicted model, not a curated record. Gene Ontology annotation, biological process: G protein-coupled receptor signaling pathway. Gene Ontology annotation, cellular component: plasma membrane. Gene Ontology annotation, molecular function: G protein-coupled receptor activity.